AUGGCUCCACUCACACUCCAGUCAACCUACGAGAUGGUUUCGGGAUAUGAGAUCCCAGUUGUUGGUUUUGGGGUUUACCAAAUUCCGGCCGCAAUCGCGGAGAAAGUCACUCUAAAAGCCUUGGAAACCGGGUACCGCCAUGUCGAUAGUGCAAAGGUCUACGCCAACGAAGCUCAAUGCGUUGAAGCCAUCCGAAGAUCCGGCGUCGAUCGUUCUAAGAUCUUCUAUACCACGAAGAUCGCUUCCAAUCACAUGUCAUAUGAAAAAGCUAAGGAGUCUAUCGAAGCGAGCAUUGCUGAUGCAGCCAGCAUCGGCUAUAUCGACCUUGUGCUGAUCCAUGCUCCUUUUGGUGGCAAAGAAGGCCGCCUGGGUGCCUGGCGUGCACUUGUCGAGGCCCAGAAAACGGGCAAGAUCCGCUCCAUCGGAGUCUCCAAUUAUGGUAUCCACCAUCUGAACGAGCUAGAAGAGUAUAUCAAUAGCGGUGCAGGUGGUAAAAUCUCCGUCGGCCAAUACGAGAUCCACCCCUGGUGUGCGAGGGAAGACGUUGCGGAUUGGUUGAAGAAACGCAAUAUUAUUGUCGAAGCCUAUUCACCUCUGGUUCAGGCCACACGGAUGAACGAGCCUAUCCUGCAAAAACUGGUGCAGAAGCACAACAAGACCCCUGCCCAGAUCCUAAUCCGAUGGAGCUUGCAGAAGGGAUAUGUACCUCUCCCCAAGUCUGUGACCGACUCCCGUAUCAUCGGAAACACACAGGUGUUCGACUUCGAAUUGUCUCAGGAAGACAUGGACAGCUUGAAAACCAAUGUUUACGCCCCCGUCUGCUGGGAUCCCGUCCGGGAUACGCGUCUAUAG
Messenger RNA from Aspergillus tanneri, 852 nucleotides. Its product is annotated as aldo/keto reductase family protein. The transcript is spliced from 6 exons. NCBI's taxonomy places the organism in Eukaryota, Fungi, Ascomycota, Eurotiomycetes, Eurotiales, Aspergillaceae. Bases 1 to 852 code for a protein of 283 amino acids. The record is from RefSeq and is a predicted model, not a curated record. Gene Ontology annotation, molecular function: oxidoreductase activity.